AUGAGCUCCAGCAGCCCUACCACAACGACGGGGGCCGGAGGCAGAGCCGGGCCGCCAACCACGCAAAAGCUCAAGGAUAGUUGUGAUCCGUGUUCGUCGUCUAAAGUCAAAUGCAACAAAGAGAAACCAGUUUGCAGUCGAUGUCGCAAGCUGGGAUAUCCGUGCUUCUACAGUCCUGCGCGCCGAAUAGGGCGUCCACAUCCAACCCGUCGAAGUGUCAGUCGCAAAUCACCGGAACCACAUCCUUCGUGCUCGACAAGAGAGUGUGUCGUCAACUCUAGCAUGUGCAAUACGGCUCAAGGCUCUCAAGUUCUUGCGAAGGAAGCGCAGCUGCAUCAGGGACCACAGCCAUCCAUCCUUGACGGGACUGAGCCUUCGGCAGGGGGUGUUUGUGCAGAAAAUCCCCUGCAUUGGUUUCACGAUGUAGACAUUGCAACCGGCGGUGUAGACGACACUGAAACAAAACCGACAGCCGCUCUAAACGAGGCCUCAUACAUCUUAAAUGAGGAAUUCAAUCACAAACAGAUCUCUAGCCUUUCGCAAUCUCCGCUGGCAGACCUUGAAUUUUUCAACCUCUCAGAUGUCUUGAACGGUGACUCAAACUGGCUUGACUUACUUCAAUCUGAAGCCAAUUGGCAUUUCAUUCCGCUCGAAAUACCCCUGGCACAAAGUUCUAGCCAAGCUUCUAGCGCUGGCGUACUCGAGAGCGGUGAUAUCCCUUCUGGCGCUCAGACGCCAAUGUCCGAUUCACCCGAGCCGGAUUGUGUGACGAGAGCAAUCGACAUCUUGCGUCGUCUCCAAACGUCUCACAAUAAAAUCACAAACGAGACACAGACCAGUUCGUUGGGAUACGAAUUAUCGAGCCGUGUGCAGACCGCUGCUUGGGCGAUCAACCGACUUUCGAUGAUCUUGAUAUGCCCCUGUUCACGGAAGAUAUAUGUCGCUAUUCUGGUCGCUGCAGUCUGCAUGGCGAUUUUGGAUGUUUACGACUCGUUGUUUCAACAGGAGCAAGACCAGAAUGUUGGACACUACCUGAAAGACCGAUCUCAAGGGGUGGUAAUGGGCUUUCCCCCAGCUUUCGAAAUGAAUAGCAAUGGGUGUGGGGUGAGGGAAUGCGCCGAGUUUACCGGUUUGGAAUCGGUCGAGGUUGAAGCCGACAUAUCCCCUGUACAUAUCUUGGAGGAGCUCUCCAAGCUGGCCAAUGUGGUGAUGCAAUUCUCCCGUAGGUAUAAAGGGGAUGCUCGUACGCAGUCUACAGGCACGCUUUCUGCUUUGGCGGAUUCGCUAAAACUGCGGUUACGGUCGGUCACCAAUGAGGCCUUGGACUGGAAGGGGUCAGGAUGA
This is a messenger RNA of Penicillium canariense, 1344 nucleotides long. RefSeq names its product Zn(II)2Cys6 transcription factor. Gene Ontology annotation, cellular component: nucleus. The transcript has a single exon. Gene Ontology annotation, molecular function: zinc ion binding; DNA-binding transcription factor activity, RNA polymerase II-specific; DNA binding. Gene Ontology annotation, biological process: aflatoxin biosynthetic process; regulation of DNA-templated transcription. The coding region runs from base 1 to 1344 and encodes 447 amino acids. The record is from RefSeq and is a predicted model, not a curated record. Lineage: Eukaryota; Fungi; Ascomycota; Eurotiomycetes; Eurotiales; Aspergillaceae.